AUGGACAAUCACUCUACAGAGAGGAACGGAUCAACAAACGAUCUAAUACAUUUUCCAAACUCCGCUUUGGCAUCGAUGCUUGUGAUAAAUGUUGCUGGAGUUCUCGGAAAUGUUCUCUUAAUCAUGGCACACGUUAAGGAUCCUUUGAGAGUUCUAAAAUCUCCAUCUUCGCAUUUUAUCCUCAAUGUAGCUUCGGUGGACGCGCUACUGUCAGCCGUUUUUCUUGUAUCCACGAUCCUGGUCCUUAAUUUGGCUUUCGCCAAAAGAUCUUGGGAUUGGGAUACCUCUAAUCGUAGUUUAAUCUUAUUCCUACUAAUCAGUCUGAUCUGUUCUGCGUUAUUUGCGUCCUACCUAAGCCUAGCUGUUGAGCGAUUUUUAUCAGUCGCUUAUCCGUUAUGGCAUCGCGUGCGGGUGACAACUAAG
Molecule: messenger RNA, 423 nt
Organism: Paramuricea clavata
Lineage: Eukaryota; Metazoa; Cnidaria; Anthozoa; Malacalcyonacea; Plexauridae
Source: the annotation of a GenBank genome assembly